Messenger RNA from Dendronephthya gigantea, 1796 nucleotides. RefSeq names its product kelch repeat and BTB domain-containing protein 8-like. The record is from RefSeq and is a predicted model, not a curated record. The transcript has 9 exons. NCBI's taxonomy places the organism in Eukaryota, Metazoa, Cnidaria, Anthozoa, Malacalcyonacea, Nephtheidae. Bases 270 to 1547 code for a protein of 425 amino acids. Gene Ontology annotation, molecular function: protein binding.
GGAUAUUUUCACUCGGAUAUUUCAACCUCGGAUAAUUUUACCCUCAGAUAUUUCAUCCCGGAAUUAAGUGGUAGCGGAAUUUUGUUCACCGGAACUAAUUACACCACUGAGUGGUUAGCCAAUAGUCAGUACCUUACUUUCAAUGGGAGGGGUUAUUCAAGACAUUUAGUCCCUGCUUAUGAAUGAUUGCCCUCAGAAUACUUCCAUUUUUAAUGUCUAUUUACCUUGGCAUGUCAUUACCCAAAAUUUUAAUCCCUUUGUAAACUUUUAUGUGUGCAAAUAUGGCGACAAAUGGCCUUGAUCGUAAUGAUAGCAACACGAACCUUUCUGUAAUUUGUGAAGACACAGCAGGUCUAGUUGCUGAUUUAGGGCGCCUGUUCAAGAGUGCAAAAUUUUCUGAUGUUCUUUUCAUCAUUGGAAACAGCAAGGAACAGUUUAUGGCUCAUAGUUUAAUUCUCAAGGCAAGGUCUUUGAAAUACCAUGAAGAUGAUUGUUCAGGGUCAAUUUAUGAACCAAACUGGAGUCCUGAGGUGUUUGAGAAUGUCCUGCGCUAUAUCUAUACAGGAAAGAUUGAAUUGACUUCAACAACAAACUUAGAGAUCCUUAAAAUUGCUGCUAAACUUAAAAUGUCAAAGUUGAUUUCAAAAUGCGAGGAGUAUUUCCUAAAAGAACUCUCAAUCGAGAAUUGUUGCGAGUUUUAUCUGGGUUCAAUCCAUAUGGGCAUCGAAAGCAGUAUCGAUAGUGAGCUGGUAAAAAUCUCUCAAUCUUUCAUAGAAGAAAACGCGAGCGAAGUCGUUCAAACGCAAGGAUUUCGAGGCCUUAGCAAAGAUGCGUUGAUACAACUCUUAACUAGCGACAAGUUUGAUUUAGAAGAAGAGGACGUUUGGCGCGCCGUAUUGACGUGGGCGAAACAUCAAGCAAACGUUGAAACACCUUUGGAAGACUGCACAGAAUAUGAACGUGAAGAUGUCUGCAAGUAUUUGAAGCAAGUAAUAAACUACGUUCGGUUGCUUCUGGUGGAUAGCAAGGUGUUUGCUGAAGAAAUAGAACCUACAGGUGCUGUCCCCAUGGAACUAUCUCUUGAAAGAUAUAGAUUUGCUGCAGUUCCUCAGAAAUUUGAUCAGAAUGAUGACAUUAGAUUACGACCACGCUCUCACACGAAGAGAUUUCACGGCACGACAAUCUUAUGGAAAACUAAUUCAAAAUAUCAAUCCAUCUUAAAUCACUGGUUUGGAAAUCCUCACCAAGAAUGGCAACUCAUUUACAAAGCAUCAGAAGACGGAUUCUCAUCAAAAACAUUUCAUGAAAAAUGCGAUGAUGUUGAAAAAACAUUUACCAUCGUUCAGGUGAAGGGAGACAAUGGCUGUAUUUGCGGGGGUUUCAGUGAUGUCCCCUGGAAGUAUGACAAAGGAAAUGGAAAAUACAGUCAAUCAUCGAAUUGUUUCCUAUUUAAUUUGGUCAACUUUGAAGGAUUUCCACCGAAAAGAUUUAAUGUCAUUCGACCAAAAUUUGCGACAUUAAGUCAUAUCAGGGUGUCAUGGAAAUGAUUCAGGUAAACAGGUCAGGGGCAUCUGCCACGUUGAAGUUGCAUGAACAAUACUGCAAAUAUAUUUGUACUUCACAUUACAAUAUCAUAUUUCUCACACAUUCGGUUAAUAAUUAACUUUACUUCUAAAUACUCGUGCUAAAUUUUAAUCCGUUGAAAACAAAAUCCGAAAUUUUACACGGAAAAGAAUUCAUAGCGUAGCGUCGGUUUGUAAUUGACAGGAAGAACAUAUUACAAUGCAUGAAGCAUU